This is a messenger RNA of Prunus dulcis (almond), 324 nucleotides long. RefSeq names its product transcription factor MYB35-like. NCBI's taxonomy places the organism in Eukaryota, Viridiplantae, Streptophyta, Magnoliopsida, Rosales, Rosaceae. The transcript has 3 exons. The record is from RefSeq and is a predicted model, not a curated record. Bases 1 to 324 code for a protein of 107 amino acids.
AUGUUAAACCAAAGUGGUUUUGCUUGGAAUGAUGAGAAUAAAUGUGUAGAGGUUGAUAGCGACGAGAUGUGGAAUGCUUAUGCAGAGGUUGGACUUACAAGAUGUGGGAAGAGUUGCAGGCUUAGGUGGACUAAUUACCUGAGGCCUAAUCUCAAGCAUGAGUCCUUCACACCCCAUGAGGACGAAUUGAUUGUCAGGCUUCAUGCAACCAUAGGUAGCAGGUGGUCUAUAAUAGCACAUCAACUUCCUGGGAGGACAGACAAUAAUGUAAAGAACUACUGGAACACUAAGCUGAAAAAGAAAUCUCUCAGAAAUGGAAAUUGA